Molecule: messenger RNA, 2509 nt
Organism: Chenopodium quinoa (quinoa)
Lineage: Eukaryota; Viridiplantae; Streptophyta; Magnoliopsida; Caryophyllales; Amaranthaceae
Exons: 9
Coding region: 1-1410 (469 amino acids)
Source: RefSeq, a predicted model, not a curated record
AUGAAACAUCGUAAACUUAUCAAUAUGAAAAGCCAUGACAAUCAUAUCCUCAUGCAAGACAUCCUUCUAGUUGCUUUAAGAGCAUCAAAUGCUACAAAAGUUAUUGACUUGAUUGAGGAGUUGUCUUGCUUUUUUAAGAAGAUAUGUUCAACUUCUAUUGAUACCAAAGAGUUAGAUGACAUUCAAUCCAAGCUUGUUUUAACUCCUUGUAAGAUGGAACAAGAGUUUCUACCAACAUUUUUCACAAUCAUGGUUCAUGUAUUGAUUCAUUUAGUGGAUGAGGUCAGACUUGGAGGACCAGUUCAUUACAGAUGGAUGUAUCCGGUUGAAAGGUUCAUCAACAUGAGUUAUCGUAGCAAACGAACAAGGGCAGCAACUGCAUCUGAUGCUGAAGCUAAUGGUAGAUGGGGACCAUUUAACCCUCCAAACAUCAUCAACACCCAAGACCUCCCUUCAUCUUCUACUACUAACACAAGUACACAACCUCCACCCCAAAAAAGGAAUCCUAUAUGGAAGAAACCAAUCAAUGUACCAACUCCACCAAGCAUUACUAACACUCAAGACCUCCCUUCAUCUUAUACUACUACACAACCUCUGCCCCAAAAAAGCAAUCAUAAUCGGAAGAAGCAACAUGAUGUACCAAAUUCUCCUAGCAUCACUAACACACAAGGCCUCCUUUCAUCUUCUACUACCAACACAAGUGCACAUCCUCCACCUCAAAAAAACAAUCCUAUAUUGGAUAAGGCACUUAAUGCAACUUUCCAUCCAAGCAUAACUAACACUCAUGGAUUUCCUUCAUCUUCUACACAAAACACCUCUAAUAUUCCCCCUAAAUUUCCACCUUCGAAGCUAUCAAAACCACCUAAAUUCCCUUCCACCUCCCAUACUUCUCAUCAACCAUGGGAAGAAGAAAUGCAAGGUGCUCCUACAGAAUAUUCACCCAUAGAAAAUAAGGAUAAACAAAAGCAUGCAUGUGAUGAAACAACAAAGGAAAAAUCCAAAAUAUUCAAGCUUCGACGUCGCGCAUUGCUUCCUGAAUGGCUUAGUACAAUUGAUUAUGAUGACAAGGAGGAGGUUCUAACCAUUGAUGCUGAUGGUAAGAAGCAGUUAGUUAGUGGUCACGUUCCGCUAAUUGAGGUCUGGAAUAACAAUAAUGGAGUUAAAUAUGUUGUGAACUUUAAUGAGUUAUGUCAACCGAUUCGGAAAGGUGGGCAUAUAUUGGUCCAAUUCCUUCGUAGCAUUGCAAAGGAGGAGCGUUAUUGCCCACUUUUAGAAAAGACUUGGCAUGAGUUAGACCAGUCUUUUAAGGCAUACAUCAGUAAAUUAAUAAGGGAUCUCUUUGUGAUCCCCAAUGAGGAGAAGUAUUACACCCAAGCUCUACAGCGUGUUGAUAAAGUUUGGAGGGGUUAAAACAUGAUCUUAAGAAACGAUACUUCAAACCAGCUGAAAAAUCAAUAAGAGAAAUUUGUGAUAAUCCCCAAAUGGAGUAAGCAAGAAUAAUUGGGUUAAUUUGGUCAAGUACUGGAAUUCCGAGAAAGGGAAAGAAUUGUCUGAGAUCGGAAAAGAAGCACGAGCAUCUUUGAACCAAAUUCAUAAUUCUGGUGGUACAAGUUUUGCAAAUAGACCUGCUUAUUAUGAAGAUGAGCACGGAGAAGAAAUGAGCCUAUAUGAACUUUGGCAAAAAUGUUAUAGAAGGAAGGAUGGGACUUUUUUUUAAGGCACAUAUACAGAAGAGCUUCUGAAAGAUGUUAAGGCUAAGGCUGAAAGCUUAAAGCUAGCAGAUCCUUCUGGUUCUAAGUCGCGUAUAGACAUAGAGAAUGAGGCUUUUGAGGCUACACUGUAUGCUGGUCAAAUUCCAGAAAAACCACUAGGCUAUGGAUUUGGAGUUCGAAAAGGAGACAUUCAUGGUGUGCGUGGUGUACUUAGAAAAGAAGGGAUUGGGAAAAGAACAAGAGUGGUAGAAAUGGACAACAUGAUAGUGGAGGUGUUAAGUUUGAAGGAAGAAAAUAAGGAACUUCAUAAGAAAAAUGAAGAGAUAAAAGAAAAGUGUGAUGAGAAUGCAAAGCUACUGAAUACAAUGACAACACUAUUUUCACAGGUUUUAGAAUCGUUUCGUAGUGGAGAAGGUUCGUCACAACUUUUGGAUGCUGCACAACUAGCCUUACGUAUGGCUAACCCUCGGGUGUCUGAUGACUCUGUAGACUAUGGAGGCGGAAGAUAUGAAUCAAGGGAUGCUUAGCUCGUUUAAUCAUCGACUCAGAUUAAGAAACUUUUAAUUAAAUUAAUUGGCUAGAUUUGAAUGGUUUUGGAGAUGACUAUCAAGAUUCAAGUUGAAGAUCGUAUAUUUUAGCUUUGAUGUUGUCUUUUGGAUUUUGAUAUUAGCUAACAAUAAUUAUGAAGUAGUUAAAACAUAUUAUUAGAUAACCUUUAUGGUACGGUGAUGUACUAUGUUAGACUAUAUUUUGGACGUACUAUUAUUAUUAUAUUACCAAGCCUCUUAAUAUGUGUA